Messenger RNA from Paramisgurnus dabryanus, 1566 nucleotides. RefSeq names its product claudin 33b (gene cldn33b). Lineage: Eukaryota; Metazoa; Chordata; Actinopteri; Cypriniformes; Cobitidae. Gene Ontology annotation, molecular function: structural molecule activity. Gene Ontology annotation, cellular component: membrane; bicellular tight junction. The record is from RefSeq and is a predicted model, not a curated record.
UUUUAGUAAAGACUGACGGACUGUGAAAACCCAGUGCAGUGGAACCAAGGUGCUACUUUACUUAUUUUUGAUCUCUCAUCUCCAUUAUUCUCUCAUACUCUCUUUCCUUCUCAUCAAGAAGAGGAAGUUCUUGAGGUACCAACCAGACGUGAAGGCUGCCUGAGAGAGGGACACGUUAUUAAGCAGGAAACAUGGCAAACCCCUGCAGGACCGUUAUGGAGCUUUUGGGGCUGUUGAUUGGGACAGGAGGCUGGUUCUGCUCACUGGCUGCCACUGUAAUGCCUCAGUGGCGCUCUCUUUCUACUGAGCUGCUGGCCACUGAGAGCAUUGAACAAGGGCUAUGGGAGGACUGCGUGAUGCAGGAGGUAGUUGGCAUAGAGUGUCGUCCUCACGACACCAUCCUAGGCCUCGAUAACACCCUCACGCUGGCUCGGUUUCUGAUGUGCCUGUCAAAUGCAGCAUCUCUUCUUGGGAUUCUCCUGGCCAUUCCUGCAAUGAGUCAGAUCAAUUGUUGCAAAGGUGAGGAGGGACAGUGCAUAAAAAGAGGACUGAAGAUCACAGCUGCUGUGUUUUUAUGCAUCGGUGGUUUGCUGGUACUCACCUCGGUUUCCUACGUCGCCUCCGACAUCGUUCACAAGUUUUUCGAUGAGACAAUACCCCACGGAGUGCCACGCUCCGAGUUUGGGGAUGCACUGUUUGUCGGCUGGGCUGCAGGAUUUCUUGAAAUUGUUGCUGCUGCAUUGUUAUUUGCAUCUAGUGUGGGCUCAAGAGACCGUGAACCUCAUCUUGUAUAUCAUCAUCAAAGGCAAGAGAUCAGUACUGUUGAUGGCUCCAUAAGAAAGCGCACGGAGUAUGUUUGAGUUUAAAAACUUAGGUCCUUCCCGUCUCAAACAGUUGGUCUUGAGAUGCCUGUAUAUAGGAAUAUUGAUGGAGCAGAGAAAUGUGAAUUGAGAUAGAUUGUGAACUGGCCUUUAAAUGUCACUGAGGCUUUAUUUCUCUUUUAACAUUUAUCCAUCAAACUGAUGAAACAGGUAAUACAUUGUUAUGGAUUUAUCUUUUGAUGUCCAAAUGGUUUAUUUUUCUUAUCAGAAAUGUAUAAAGCCUAAAUAGUCAGUCCUUUUAAAAAGCUAUAGUGAAAAAAGUAAUAUAAUAGUUCUAGUUUACCGGCAGAAUUUUGUAAAACGUUUAAAAUGCAAUUUGUGGAUUUUCAUAAAGGAAUAUUGUUCACAAAUACUGAUUAAACAUUUGAAGUGUGUUUUUCUAAUUAUUGUUUGGCUUUUGUAUAGACAUACAUUUUUGUGCAUUUGGGUUCUUUGGGUUCUUCAGACCAACAAAAGAGACUUUAUCAAAUAUCACAAGAAUAUGGUAAUGUUAACAUGGACUUGCUUACUAAAAGCCACCCAUAUAUAGCUUUGAUGUCUUACCAAAUAUUCCAGAUUAACCUCCCCCUAUAUGGACCCUUAAUGUCACCUGCAACAUAUUGUUUAGGAGUCAAGUGAGGAGCACAUACAGAGCAGCUGGUUGUCUAUUUUUGUAGAACUGACUGAGAUUUUAAGUGAUACAAAU